CCUUUCCUCCUUUGGGGUUUACAAUCUAACUGGGCUUCUAGUAUUGUGGUUUUGAGUAAACUCCAUGCAUUCUGGACUGAAAUGACUCUCUUGAUUUUCCCUUUCAGCUUUCUUUUCACCAUCCUCAUUUGGAGAAGUGUCUUCUUCUGAAAUUCAAAGUGUCUGUGUUAGACUUCCUUGGUGAUUCUCUCCCCGCAUGAAUGCUGAAUUUGAUCGCACUGCGGUCACUGUUCCCGAAAGUAUCCAUGACACUGACAUCACGCACCAGGUCCUGGGUGCCACUCAGGAUUAAGUCCAAGAUCACCUUCUCUCUGAUGCUGCCAGGGAGGGAACCGGGAACCUUCUGCUCUCCCCGGAACGGCUCCAUCCCCUGAGGGGAAGAUCUUCCAGGGCUCACACAUCAAGUCUCCCAUUCAGAUGCAACCAGACCAUCCGGCCCGCAGUGGCCAAGCUUGCAAUGGCGUUUUAAAAGCUUUUAAAACAGAAGAACUAUUAUACAGUGGCGUUAUUGAUGUCAGACAUGAAAAUUUGCAAGAAUGCCCUCCCAAGAUGACUGCAUGGACAGAGCGCAACAGUUCGCUCCUUGUUACCCUCCUAAGCCUUCUGUCUUCCCUCUGUGCAGAAAGGACCGCAAUUUUACCCGAAUGGUUUGGGGGCAGCAGCCAGCUGGGAUAAAGAUCACACGCAGAAAGCGGCAACCAGGCGAGCGACCGCCGAUUGCCCAACUCCUCUUCUAGGACGCGGAGAUACUGCCACCCCCGCCCCGGGCCCAGUUAUGCAACUCCUGCCGCGCGGCUGCGAGCCGCGCUUCCUCCUCUCUGCUGCCGCCUGGAGGGCGAGCCCCAGCCCAGCAGCACAGAAGCCGCCACGUGAUUUCUAGGAAAGGCAGCGAAGCCCCGGAGAAACUGCCGGGGAGGAGGAGACCGAAGGAGCGAGGGGCGGCGGCGGGGGCGGGGGCGCCUAGGGGCACAGCUGACGCUUCGCCACAGUCGCGGCUGGCCCGGGCAGAGAGAGGCGGCAGCGGCAGCGGCAGCGAGAGAGGACGCGGCGCAGCCCAGCACAGCAAGAAUGGCAACGCCCGGGCGGGGAGUGCGAUCCACACGGAAGCUGCGUCAGUGGACUGUGGAACAGGUGGAGAGUGGGAAGUUCCCUGGACUUGUCUGGGAUGACCCCCCAGCCAAGACCAUGUUUCGCAUCCCCUGGAAACAUGCCGGAAAGCAGGAAUACCGGCCAGAAGAAGAUGCCAGCUUUUUCAAGGCGUGGGCCAUCUUCAAGGGGAAGUACCGCGAAGGGGAGCAUGUGGACCCUGCCACAUGGAAGACGCGUGUCCGCUGCGCCCUGAGCAAGAGCCCCGAGUUCAAGGAGGUGCCGGAGCGCUCCCGGCUGAGCAUCGCAGAGCCUUACAAGGUGUAUCGCCUGGUUCCGUUGGAGGAGCAGCGGGCUGGGAAGCCAGUGCAGGCACGGAAGUCCAAGAAGGUGAAGCUGGAACAUGUCACGGUGUCCUUGGAGCUGGAGAUUGAAAGUCCUUCCCUACAAGUUGCUCAGAUUCCUGCCUCCGUGUGUGUGCUGAAAAUGGAAGGGGAUUCCGGAUUGGAAGCCGGGGAUAGCCACGGGGUGGCCCCUUCUACCUACCAGGCAGUGGAGGGCAGCCCUCAGCCCGGUGAACCAGCACCAGAUCUGAAUGAGAUCACCCUCCAUUUGAAGCCAGAGACCUCAUCAGUGGUGACCCCCGUGAAGACAGGAACAGCCGACUUCUCCAUCCGGCUGUCUGUCUUCUACAAUGGCGGUGAGCAGGUGUACAGCGUCUGCCUGCCGGAGGGCGACUGCCUCAUCACGUCCGUCGCUGCCUCCCCGGGAGCGCCGACCAACAGCAUGCGCCGCGUGGUGCUGCCUGCCCCAGACAGCGUGCAGGACCCCUGUAAGCGGGAAGCCAUUAAGCUGCUGCUGAAGGACCUGGAGAAAGGCCUGAUGGCGGCCAGCAACCCUGAAGGGAUCUUCCUCCAGUGCCGGAGCGAGGCCAGCAUCUACUGCCAGGGGCCCAAGAGCCCCGGGGCCCAAGAGCCCCCAGGCAAGCUGAAGACGAACGACUUCCUUCAGGUGUUUAGCACCAAAGCGUUUAAAAAAGCACUGGACCAGCAGUGUCAUCCUGAGCACCUGGUUAUCUUGAGUGUUGGAGAGGAGCUGGGAGGAAAUGAUAGCAAACUCAUCCUCAUCCAGAUGGAACAAAUCUUUGCUCGUCGGCUGCUCUCUCUUUCUGCUCCCCCUGCAACGGAAGCCGCUCCUGUCCUGAUGGUCACUUCCUUGCAUCCGUACAUUUCAGCCUGAGAAGCUGCAGAUCUUCAGUUCUUGCCUGGGCCUGUGGAAUCUGGGCUUGGGCAACAAUAUACCUUCCUUGUACAUUGACUUUGGGGCAGAACUCUGUAGGCAGCAGCCUGACCCGAUUGCAAUAGUGAGCAGCCCCGUGUGAAACUGGAGUGGUUUCUCUAGGGGUAACAAUCUUAUCGAUUAGGGAGGAACUUCAUACAUAGCCCGUUAGUCUUGGAGGGUCCAGCUUUGUCAGUGACCUGGUUGUGCCUGUGGGUCAGAAUCUGUGAAAACACUAGAGUGGUCAAGCAAUGGCUCCCAGGGUCGUCUAUGUGGUUACUUCCUAUAUAUGGGGUCACAUAAGAAUUAGCAGCGGCUCUUCUGUGUGAGCAAGAGGGGUGCCCACCCCCACCCCCCGCCGCCGCCAGAAUACAGCAAAAAAAACCCCUCACCACCGUUUUUUUUCCCCUGUCUCGGCUGGCCUGUCUCUCUGCUUGUUUUUCUCUUCCCCGUCUCCUGACAGAGGAGACAUACUGUGGUUUGUGGUUGGUGCUUCCAUCGUCCCCUCUGCACUGCUUUCUCUGCACAUGCACAUUCAAAUGUGUCCACACGAAAGGCAGUGGGAGUGUGCUUAUAUUCCCCCCACUAAAGUGGACAUCACCGCCCGGAGCAGGUUAGACUAGACUGAGUUCCAAGUCAACACAUGCGUUGCAGUUCUCCACGCUGAAGUGGGCAGGGGAAAGGAUGUGAGGAGUCCCCUUCCUUUCUCUGUGAGGAGGUUCGUGCAGGUCCCCACGGAGAUUUCCCCCCUCCCUGUCCAUCUAGCGGGACCUUAUCCCCUGCUUUGCUCCAUAAGUGAAUCACUCCUUCAGGCUCUGAAUGCCUCCCUGGCUCUGCUCCGGAGGACCCCAGAGGGAAGGGCUGUAGGCCGACGAUCCUUAAAGGGAACUUUCAUCUCUUCCCAGCCAAGUUGUGGCUGCCAGUGUUGCCACUGGUGCUGUGGAGUUGGCCAAGUGACCUGGCUUCCUCUGGGACUUUGAAGGGGGGCGGGGGUCUGCUUUGCUCCAAGCAACAUUUUUCACCAAAUCUGCCACUUGGGUGGCACUUGGAAGCAGUUUGUUCUGGCCACUCAUUCAUAGCUCAAACAGACUGUCCGUGGUCAAUUAAAAAACUCUUCUGGGGAAAUGUGACCUCUAAUCUAUACUAGCAAUUUAGAUUAUGGGUGGGGAUGCUGCAGAUUGUGGCUUAAAUCAAAUCCACACUCUACUUAGCGAGCUAAAUUCCAUUGAUCCCCGUGGUACUGACUUCUGUGUAAAGAACCCAAUGUGCAUAUGCUGUGCAGAGAACUGCAGCCAGCCUAGUUAGUAGCCAGAUCCUAGGCAUGAUUGCUUGGAAGUAAGCCCCAUGGGAGCCUAUUUUCUACGAAGAGGAUUGCAGCCUUAAACUUAUUUUGAAUUGGAUUAACUGAGCAAAAUUCCCUGACAGUGCAUCCUGUCUCAUAGAAAAAGUGCAUGUUUACUUCUGAGUCCAUAUGCAUAGACUGCAUCUCUACAACAGUUCCAGCAAUAAAUAAUUAUUGUCAGAAGGAAGCACCACACCCGGGAAAAACAGAAGUAGUGGGGAUUGGGGACAACAUCCCGCCCCCGCAAGUUGAAAUAGCAAUCUAGGGAAUCCAAUCUCUUUCUCCUUACUUCAGCCAGACUCCUUUCAGGCUUAUAUCAGGGGUGGGGGGCAGCCAGGGAGAGGAGAAAAAGAAAAGGGAAGUAAUUGUUCUCUCCCCCCCCCUUUUAAAUUCAUUUGUUGAGCGGUGCUUUCAGGUUAAUUUAGAGAUAAAAGUCAAUCAGUAAGGAUCAUGGAACUGCCCUCUCUUUUGUAAAUAUGCUAGAGAGAAUGAGGCUAAGUGGGGUAGGAUGGGGGGAGGAAAAGCAGAGCUGCUUCUUUUUAAAAGUACAAAGGUAUUGCAGGGUUACUGAGCUCAUUUCUUACAAAUCUUCAAAAAUACAGAUCUUGGCUUCCCCUGGGGAAUGGAGUGGCUUUGUGCACACACAGACAGACAGAAAGAUGUGCACAUACAUUCAUGUCUGUGUCAGAGGAAGCCUCGUGCCAGGUCCGGGGCAGAGACAUGGAGCAAGAGGGCGGACUUUGUCUCACACCCCCACUGCAUCUUCUGUUGCUCCCUUGGAAGGAAUUCAGCCAGGCUUCUAAUAUGAGGCUCCUUUUGAGGGCAGUUAUUGGUUGAUUGAUUUACAGCGGGAAGCUGUUGCCUGAUCGUUGUCCAUCAUCUUUCCCAGAAAACAACUAGCUUCAUUCCGAUUCUGAGCUCAGAUUAUGGCUCCUUAUGCUGCUUUGAAGAGUUGUUUUGGUUUACAUGCAAUGGUCUUGUGUGCAAGGAAACACAAGAAGAUGCUUUGUCUUACUGUAUAGAAGAUCUUGGUACUCGUGUUUGCAUGCACUGCAUGUGGAAGGAGAGAUCUUGUGGAUCCUGCAGGUAUGCUUCAUUUGAGGGGAAAUUAGGUUCUUCUACAUGUGUGUGUACAAGAAAGGUACCUACGAGGCUCUGCCUACCAUUAGGUGCCAUGCCCCCUCCCAGUCCAGAGAGCACCAGCUGCCACUCAUAGGGACUUCUACCGAGUCAGACCAUUGGUCCAUCUAGCUCAGUAUUGUCUGCGCAGUUUGGAAGCGGCUUUUCCAAGGCUGCAGGCAGGAAUCUCUCUUGGCCCUAUCUGGAGAUGCCAGGGAGGGAAUUUGGAACCACCUUCAUGCAAGCAUGCAGGUACUCUUCCCGGAGCAGCCCCGCCCCCUGAGGGGAAUAUCUUGCAGUGCUCACACAUGUCUCCCAUUCAAAUGCAAACCAGGGUAGACCCUGCUUAGCAAAGGGGACCAUUCAUGCUUGCUACCACAAGACCAGCUCUGUUCUGAAUUGUAGGGCCUUCCUUUCAUAGCAGCAAGCCCCUUCUUUUAACUAUCUUUUUAAAGAAGUCAAGUUUCUAGUCCUUAACACUGAGGAAUGGUGAUAGUGAAAGGGCCUUUAAAAAAAAAAAAUCCUUCCUAGUUUACAAAAAUAAGCCUUGGCCUCCCUGAGUCCUGUGCCUACUGCGACCAAACACUCUUUCCCUUUUGCACUUUAUUGAGUAGUUUAUAGCUACACAAAUAUAUUGUCUUUCUCUUCUGUGUGUAUGUAAGACUUUAUUUUUAAAUAAAGAACAAGUGUAUUGAAAUGGA
Hemicordylus capensis (graceful crag lizard) is the source of this 5526-nucleotide messenger RNA. RefSeq names its product interferon regulatory factor 9 (gene IRF9). The transcript is spliced from 10 exons. Gene Ontology annotation, cellular component: nucleus. Bases 1069 to 2325 code for a protein of 418 amino acids. The record is from RefSeq and is a predicted model, not a curated record. Lineage: Eukaryota; Metazoa; Chordata; Lepidosauria; Squamata; Cordylidae. Gene Ontology annotation, molecular function: RNA polymerase II cis-regulatory region sequence-specific DNA binding; protein binding; DNA-binding transcription factor activity, RNA polymerase II-specific. Gene Ontology annotation, biological process: immune system process; regulation of transcription by RNA polymerase II.